GCGGGUUUCUGGCGUAGGCAGUCGGCCCUCGCGCGCGCUUUCCACGCCCACUCGCCUCCGAUAACUUUGUGACAGUGAAUUUUCUCAACUUUCCGUCAUUCUUUUGAUUUUCAACAGCAAUGUGAUAUAUUUUGUGUUGCUUGUUUUUUUGUUCGGUUUGUGAUUUUUUUUGUUAACUAUUCUUCAAGGAGAUAGAACUUCGUCUUAUAAAUUUAAAAACCAGUCGCCGGGCUGGGUUAUGCUUGUAUUUGCGCACCACCGUCAAAACGCCACCCACAAUUAACAAGACGCGCCAAAAGAAGCCAAAAUGCACUCGAAAACGAAGAGAUAAGAAGUAUAAGAAAGACAAGAGUCCCACGAUGUUUUCCCUCGCGGAGGGAUGCGGCUGCGUCAGCUUCCGUAGCGGGCGGCGAGCUCGCUCGCUCGGAGACGACUCCUCUUCAUGCCGUAGCUCCGAGAUUGAGCAGGAGGUGCCCAAGAAGUUGGGGAAAAGAGUCCUCAACGGCGAAUGUACCAUGAAAGCUUUUGCUCCCUUCCUUAAGUUCUGGAGAAGAGACGAUGUCAGCAUGACCAAGGCGGAGAGAACGAUGAAGGCAGCCAUAUUGAUCCAGCAGUGGUACCGACGUUAUCUGGCCCGCAUGGAGGUGCGCCGGCGCUACACGUGGACCAUAUUCCAGAACAUCGAGUACGCAGGCGAACAGGACCAAGUCAAGUUGUACAACUUCUUCAACGCGCUGUUGAGCCACAUGAGGGACACCAGCGGCCGACCUUCGUCAGAGAGGACCUCGAGAACCGCUUCCGUGUGUGACCAGGUGUUUUCCGAGGAAUCUGACGAAGGCGGGGGCGUGGACGAGACGGCGCCAGCGAAAUCCUCGCGGGGCCCUGACAUCGAGUUCCCGCUCCAGAGGAAAGAUAUUGACUUACUGAUUGAAGCGUUUAGGAAGAAAAAGCAUCGCCUGCACCCGAAGCACGUGGCCCAGAUCCUGAAAGAGGCCACGACGGCACUCAAGCGUAUGCCCAACAUAAACGUGGCCACCACUUCGAUCUCCAGCCAGAUCACCGUUUGCGGCGAUCUGCAUGGGAAACUCGACGACUUGCUUGUUAUCUUCCAUAAGAAUGGGUUGCCGUCUCCGGAGAACCCAUAUAUCUUCAACGGGGACUUCGUGGACCGGGGGAAGAAGGGUCUGGAGGUGCUGCUGCUGCUGCUAGCAUGCAUGCUGGCGUUCCCGGGGGGCGUGUUCCUCAACCGCGGGAACCACGAGGAUCUCAUUAUGAAUUCUAGGUACGGUUUUAUAAGAGAAGUCCACCAGAAGUACAGGCACAAUGCGGAGCGACUGCUGAAAUUGAUCGAGGGAGUGUACCGCUGGCUACCGCUGGGCACUAUCAUCAACAACCGCGUGUUCAUCGUGCAUGGAGGCAUCUCCGACACCACCGACCUGGAUAUGAUUCGGGGGCUGGAGCGCGAUAAGUACGUGUCUCUACUGCGGCCGCCUGUCACGGAGAGCACGGCGCCCGGCGCUGACGUCAUUGACAAGGUGGAGUGGAAGCAGGUGUUCGACAUCCUGUGGUCGGACCCCCAGAGCAUUGGCGGGUGUGUGGCGAACGCCCUGCGCGGAGCCGGCACAUACUUCGGGCCGGAUGUCACCGCCACCUUCCUACAGAAGAACAAGCUUAGCUUCCUAGUGCGCAGUCACGAGUGCAAGCCUGGCGGAUACGAGAUCAUGCACAACGGGAACGUGAUAACUAUUUUCUCUGCUUCUAACUACUACGAGCUGGGUUCCAAUAAAGGGGCGUAUUUGAAGCUUUGUGGGAACUCGUUGGAGCGUCAGUUUGUUCAGUACACCGCGGCUGUGUCCCGCACUCGACGACUCACCUUCCGCCAGCGAGUGGGCCUGGUCGAGUCCUCGGCCAUGAGGGAACUACACAAUCAGAUCAUGAUGGCACGAAGACCCUUAGAGGCGACAUUUCGUAGCAUGGAUAUAGAUCAGAGCGGAUACAUAUCGGUGAGUGACUGGUGUCAAGCUAUGGAGGAAAUAACUCACCUCGGUCUUCCCUGGAGAAUGCUCAAGGACAAACUUGUGCGCACUGACCCCGAAACACGUAAAGUUCGAUAUAUGGAUACGUUUGAACUUUCUUCUAACAGAAUCGGGCGAAAAGCUGAAUCUCAAACCGUUGUAGAAACCCUCUAUAAAAAUAAGAGAAGUUUGGAAGCAAUUUUCAAGAUUUUAGAUAAGGACAAUUCAGGUUUCAUUACGCUUGAGGAGUUUUCGGAAGCUUGUCAGCUGAUAGGGAAGUACAUGCCGAACCCGAUGACGCAGGAUCAGCUGGUGGACAUCUGCCGGCUCAUGGACAUCAACAAGGACGGUCUGGUCGACCUCAACGAGUUCCUUGAAAGCUUCCGCCUGGCCGAGAAGAGCUUGCGCGACGAAGACUAUGCCGACAUGGCCGCCACCUGACAGGAGCUCGGCCGCCGCCCCAGCAGGACGGCGGUCGAUAAAGACGAAUCCGGGGUCGAGAUCGAAAUUCUUAAAUUGGACGAGGGCGGAAAAAAUAAAAACAUCAAACACGACGAGAACGGACAGGCUCAUUUAAUGGGUGACUGCGUUCCGAGUGGCUCUAAAGAGUCGGACGAAAUACAAUUAAUAGAUUGCGAGGACACGCCUAAACGGCCCGGGCUGCUGGAGAGUGAUAUGUGAAUGUACCAGCGCGGGCGCCGCUGGGGCGCGCAUUUUACACAUGCAACGACAUCGUCUCUCUACGUCUGCCGUCGACGUGCGUAUAUUUUCAAUAUUUCUCACACGUGUGCUUAAAUUGUUUUCGCCUUUUUGUCUUGUAACGUUUGAAGUCGUUCCUACUAUACCUAUUGCAUUGAGCCUAAUCUAUUUACUUAUACAUAAUUAUUCAAUUUUGUAGAUUAUUUAUAGAAAAAAUUCUAUUUAUAGCUAUAUUACUUGUUUUAAUAACAGUAUAUUUU
Molecule: messenger RNA, 2974 nt
Organism: Pectinophora gossypiella (pink bollworm)
Lineage: Eukaryota; Metazoa; Arthropoda; Insecta; Lepidoptera; Gelechiidae
Gene: rdgC
Product: serine/threonine-protein phosphatase rdgC
Exons: 15
Coding region: 360-2456 (698 amino acids)
Biological process (GO): detection of stimulus involved in sensory perception
Cellular component (GO): nucleus; cytosol
Molecular function (GO): calcium ion binding; protein binding; protein serine/threonine phosphatase activity
Source: RefSeq, a predicted model, not a curated record